This is a messenger RNA of Doryrhamphus excisus (bluestripe pipefish), 1361 nucleotides long. It is a transcript of the gene bhlha15, whose product is annotated as basic helix-loop-helix family, member a15. The record is from RefSeq and is a predicted model, not a curated record. NCBI's taxonomy places the organism in Eukaryota, Metazoa, Chordata, Actinopteri, Syngnathiformes, Syngnathidae. Gene Ontology annotation, biological process: positive regulation of transcription by RNA polymerase II; sensory organ development; axon development. Gene Ontology annotation, cellular component: nucleus. Gene Ontology annotation, molecular function: DNA-binding transcription factor activity, RNA polymerase II-specific; E-box binding; protein dimerization activity.
AGGAGAGCUACGUGUACAUCAUCCAGCUUUCAGGUCUCACACAUGUGACACUGACAUCUGCGUGGAUGUGCGUGUGUCCGCGGCACGACCACGAUGCGCAGCCACACUCUUCUCAUGCACUUCUCAUGAUGAUGACGGCAAGGCCCCGCUUUCUAUGUCAACAGAAAGUUGAAUUCAAGGCCCACUGAAGCUGUGACAUCUUUGGAGAAACCGGUAAAGAAGCAGGAAGCAGAAUGAAGUCCAAGGGAAAAGCUGUGAAACCAUCCUGGUCUGACCCGGAGCCAGAACUUGAAGCAGACACAGAACCGGAACCUGGCUCCAGUGAGCAGGAGGGUUCUGAGGCCUCCGUGCGGAUUGGGUGCUCCUGGAGAGGUUCCUUGAGGAGCCGGGAGGGCAAGCGGCAGGGAGGAUCGAGAGGAGGUCGUCGACGCCGGCAGCACGGUUCCACCACAAAGGAGCGCAGCAUCCGACGUCUGGAGAGCAACGAGCGGGAACGCCAGCGCAUGCACAAACUCAACAACGCCUUCCAAGCGUUACGUGAGGCCAUCCCUCACGUAAAGACGGACAAAAAGCUGUCCAAGAUUGAGACACUGACGCUGGCAAAGAACUACAUCAAGGCCUUGACCUCCAUCAUCCUGGACAUGUCGGGGGCCUGUCUGCCGGCUGGCGAGGUCCCGUCGGAGGCCAGUGCCGCCAAGCUGCUCCAGUGCUACCAGCAACACCUGGAAGACGAAGGGGAGGAGGGUCUCAAACAGUACCUCACCCAUGUGCACAGCUUCAGCCAGCGCAGCUAGCAGAUGAGGAGGCUGGUCUCCGCGCAGUGGGAGAUUAGCGUGGACUCUUAGGGGCCAAAUGAUAUCUAGUUCCUGCAGGUGCACUGCUGUGGGAUCCAGUCAGGAAGGAGGUGUACUGGUGUGGAACCCAGUUGACUUUACUGCAGCGCUUGAACACAGCAAGCGGGCUGCUCGUCUUGCAACAGACAGUAUGAAGGGUGACGUUUAUUUGAAAGGGCUAAACGUUUGGACUCUCCUGUCGGUUUUUAACUUCUUUGUUUUUGGAGGCUGUGAAUUCUUCCUCUCUCCCGUGUUGUAAUGAUCUCAUCUUUUUAGUCGGUUUUCUGAGCAUAGCCUUCAGUCACAACUGUUGGAUUGAGAAGGGAACACAGACAUUUAAAUGAAGACGUGUUUGCUCAUUUGCUCACGAUGAGGAUGAUCUCCCACCCCGCUGAGAACACAACUGACUUGUCUGACUUGUCUGCAAAGAUGUUGUUUCAAGGUUAUUUGUAAUGUCUUGAGGCAGGACGUUGUACUGAAAAUGAGCUAUCAAUAAACACGUGUAUUUAUUGACUGGUAUUGGAUCGU